AUGGGCGGAUCCAGGUCCAGGCAGGACGAAAAGGGCCAUGGCUGCGAGAAGAACUCUGUCACGCCGUUCUCUUCAGCGUCCCUAGGAGACGCCUCAGAAAAGGAUGGACACCACUCUCCAUCGCCACCAAGCUCCCCUUCGACGACUUCUACGGAUGACAAGAGCGACACCGACCCCGAUCCCGACCCCUUAAGCCCACUCGAACGUGCCUUGACUGCCGAUUGCCGGACCCCAGCUGAGCAACUUGGGCCGUCAAAUUUGAACUUAACCAGGACGGCUACUUCUUUCGCCACAACUGGCUCACGUAUUCCUUCGUUUGAAGUUGAAUUUGGCGACAAUGAUCCUGAUAACCCGCGUAACUGGCCGCUGUGGUAUCGUGGGUUGACCAUCUUUGUAGUCAGUUUUUCAACUUGGACGGUCGUGCUAUAUAGCACAAGCUAUACCAGCAGUAUGCCGGGCAUGAUGGAGGAGUUCCAUACAACCAAUCAAACUGUUGCCACGCUCGGAGUGACGAUGUACCUCAUUGGAUUGGCCGUAGGAAGUUUGAUUUUAGCACCUUUGAGCGAGAUGUACGGCCGCAGGCCGGUUUAUACAGCAAGCCUGCUUUUUUACUGCCUGAUGGUGUUGCCGUGCGCAUUAGCAACUUCGUUGAGCGAGAUUCUUAUAGUCAGAUUCUUUGGUGCCGUAGCUGGUGCGGUUAUGAUUGCCAAUGCACCGGGGACGGUGUCAGAUAUCACGGACGAAAACUACCGUGCUCUUGCCUUCAGUAUUUGGAGUAUUGGGCCUAUGAACGGCCCAGUGACUGGGCCCUUAAUCGGCGGUUUUGUGGCCGAGUACCUUGGGUGGCGGUGGACGAACUGGGUUGUCAUGAUUGUUGCCGGGGCAGCGUGGAUCAUGAUGAGCCUGAUCAAGGAAACGUAUGCUCCCGCAAUAUUGAAAAGAAAAGCCGCAAAGAUGAGAAAGGAUACGGGUGAUGACCGAUGGUGGUGUCGUUAUGAUGAUAAGAUGGGCCUAUAUGAGCUCCUGAAGAUCAACCUCUCAAGGCCUUUUGUCCUCUCAUUUACGGAACCGAUCUUGUGGUUUUGGAAUGCUUACAUCGCCAUUAUUUAUGCUAUCCUGUACCUCUGUUUCGUAGCCUAUCCCUAUAUAUAUGGGGGACUUCGCGGUUGGUCACUAGGGUUCACCGGCCUUGCUUUUGUCGGUAUUGGAGUUGGCACUCUUCUCGGAAUCGCCAGUGAGCCAUUAGCUCGAAGGGUUAUCAAUCGCCACAAAAAAGACCCCGAAACCGGGAAAGUGUCACCCGAGGCAUCGAUCAGCAUCGUCUGUGUCGGGUCCUUUCUUUGUCCAAUUGGCCAACUUUGGUUCUCCUGGACCGCGACGCCCGUCACGAUCCACUGGAUCUGGCCGAUAUUGGCCGGAGUCCCGUUCGGUGCUGGGAAUUGCUUGGUUUUUAUCUACUCGUCCAAUUACAUGGCCGGGGCGUAUGGUAUCUACGCUGCCUCCGCGCUCGCGGGAAAUACCGUCGUUCGAUCAGUCGUCGGUGGAACGUUGCCCCUGGCUGGAUCGAUAAUGUAUACGAAGCUGACACCGCAUUGGGCCGGCACGCUCUUGGGACUGGUCCAGGUGGCACUGAUUCCCAUCCCGUUUGUGUUUUACAAGUGGGGUGAUAAGAUCCGUGAUCGAAGCCCGUUGAUCAAGCGGAUGAGGGCGGAUCAGGAACGGAACCGGAAGCGCGAGGCGAGGGCGAAGAGGCUUCAAGAUCGUCGUGAUGCGGAGAGGGGAGAGAUAAUGAGCGAGGGCGGCGCUGAGAAGGGUGACGCGAGGCGGACUGUUAAUACGCCACUGGUAACGGAAAAAAUUUGA
This is a messenger RNA of Venustampulla echinocandica, 1863 nucleotides long. RefSeq names its product putative benomyl resistance protein. Gene Ontology annotation, biological process: transmembrane transport. Gene Ontology annotation, molecular function: transmembrane transporter activity. Bases 1 to 1863 code for a protein of 620 amino acids. Lineage: Eukaryota; Fungi; Ascomycota; Leotiomycetes; Helotiales; Pleuroascaceae. The transcript has 4 exons. The record is from RefSeq and is a predicted model, not a curated record. Gene Ontology annotation, cellular component: membrane.